This is a messenger RNA of Hydractinia symbiolongicarpus, 4068 nucleotides long. Its product is annotated as atos homolog protein A-like. Bases 285 to 2453 code for a protein of 722 amino acids. Lineage: Eukaryota; Metazoa; Cnidaria; Hydrozoa; Anthoathecata; Hydractiniidae. The transcript is spliced from 13 exons. The record is from RefSeq and is a predicted model, not a curated record.
AAUCAAGUUAACUUUGUUUGAAUCAAGGGGUUUCCCUUAUAUCUAUAUUUAGAUCUCGAACAUGAUUGGCGCAUGGAAACGUAAUCAAAGAGAAACGAGCCAACCACGAAUAAAAACAUAAUUCAGGGAAAACUUUUGUUAUGUGUUCAGGUUGCUUUCAAAACAAAAAAAUUAUUUAACAUGGCGACUGAGGAAGACAUACAUGAUAUGCUAAAAACUUACAAAUAUAAUAAAAAAUAUACGACCAAAAAUAUCAUUUUAAGAAAAGAGAUCACAAGGUAGCAAUGAGACCAACCGAAGGUCCUUCCUCUAGUGUCUUCGAAGUUGAAAUUUCGCCAUCAGAAUUUUUCCAAGAUCUUGGUGUGAUGGUAAUUGAAGGUCGUGUGCCAGAACUUACUGCCAGUGGAAGACGAACUGGCAUUCACUCAUGGCCAUUAACCAACAACUCAAAAAAGAGUUGCUGUUUUAAAACAAAUAUUCAAGAGGAGCUGUGUUUAUUAGUUGAAAACACGCGUUCAAAGAUCUUAUCGUUUCUUCCAACACAAAGUAUAGUUAUUGAUGUAUUUGGUAGUCCUGAACCGUUAGAAGACAAUGACAUGCAAAAGAAACAAAAUAGAAUUUACAUAGAUAAAGCUAAGAAGCCUAAUAUGAUUUUAUUGGAAAAAUGGAAAAUAACAAUCAAGGAAAAAAGGGAAUCGAGCACCUAUGUAAAUGUAAACAUGGUACUACAAGCGGUGAGAUCCUACCUUCAUUUCUCACAAUUGAGUGCAUGGUGGAAUUCUAGUUGUGGAAGAUUUCCUUCACAAAUAUACUAUAGAAUUUCACAUGAUUCCAAUGAAGAGUUUCUUACAAAAUCAAAUCUGCAUUAUUUUCCAUGGACUGAAAUUUCUAAAUCUCAAUCAAUGCAAAUAACUGUAUAUUCAUUACCAAGGAUGGAAAUAAUGGAUCUAUCAUUCAUCUUAAAUCAGGAAAAGAAUUUAUUAACCCUUAGUGAAAGUCAACAUUUAAAUAAUCAGUGGAAUUUAAAAUUUAAAACUUCAAAAAAAAUCAUCAGAAGUAACUUGGUUAGUUCAUCAUCAGAAAAGGAGUCAAAUAUGAAUCAAAAUCCAACAGUUUUAUGCGGUGGAAGAUUUAGUAAGAGGAAAGAUGAUGAGAUUGAUAAGUAUUUUUCUAACCAUCUGCGUUCUUCAAAUUGCCAGACAACCUCCUACGUUGGAGAGAAAAUUAUAAAACUUGAUAAAAAAUAUGAAGACUUUGUUAAUCCUGGCAAAACUGCUCCUUCUAAGUUAAUUUCAAAUCAAGACGAAAAAGCAGAAAGUUUAUCUGCUCUUCUAGAAAAACAACAAACAAAAAAUCAAGAUGUCAAAGAUAUAAAUAAUGGCUUGGAAGACUUGUUGCAGAAUUUUAUUCUUAAUAAACCUGAUGCGAUUGAUGAUUUUUCUGACGAUGAAGAUGAAGAUGGCGCGAGUGAUUCUAAUACGUGUAAAAAUGUCCUACAGCAAUUUUCAAUAGAGGAUACAACUCCACCAAGAAAUGUUAAAAAUGAUAUGGUUGAUAAUAAUCUUAAAGCAUGUCCACGUUUAAGAUGUAAAUCUGCUUCUCCAAGUUUUAUUUUUAAAAAACAAGCUGAUACAAAACCAUCCUUGGAAUCGAAACCAGUAGCUGCUAGACGAUUAGCAAUGGUUUCAGGAACCGUGCCAAUAUUUAAUGCAAAAACUGGAUUGCCCAUGUCAUCUAGUCCGGCACCUAUAAAAAGACCAAGAAAAAUCAGCGAGGCAAGUUUUGAAAACAGCUUAUCAAGAAGUGGCUCCUAUGAUGAUUUAAAACCCACUUGUUCUGGAUUAAGCAAAAGUGCUCCACCAACAACUGGCUUGCUGGGUAAUUUUGAGGAAUCCGUGUUAAAAGGGAGAAUUCCAGUAAACGGAACGUUAGAGGGUUUCAGAGCAGAGCUAAGUGCCAGUGGAAGCUUUUGUGGAAAGCAUGUAAUCAUUCCUGUAAAAGUCCAUUAUUUUCAUUUAUCUGACGACAACGCCCCUUCUCCAUAUUUAGGUCAUAUAAGUCUACGAAAAUUAAAGAAGAAGAAAUAUCACGUGCCAAAAAAAGGAACAAUACAACUAACAAUUUUCAAUCCGAACGGAAUGGUUGUGAAAGUAUUCGUUGUCCUUUAUAAUUUUGAAGACAUGCCAGCCAGAUCAAAAACAUUUUUGCGACAGAGAAUGAUAUCUGUUCGGGAGGACCCUAAGACGAUGGCUGAUGUUCAAUUUACACAUUAUUUAGUUCAUCUAAGUUUCGUAGCAUCAAAACAUUCACACAUAUAUCUGCACACCGAUAUUCGAAUUAUAUUUCCACAACAGACACCAGAUCGUCCUUUAUUAACAGUAACAGAAAGUCCGACCGAUCCAAAAUAUACGCCGUUACUUCAUAGACAUCGUAAAUGUGACGAUGAAAAUUGACAAAGUUGUCGUGUUUUGAUCGUGAAUAAGUCUCGAUGUCUCGUGAUUUAAAAAGAUUUUUCUCGACAAUUCCGCGAGUUGACGUUGGUUUUUAUUGCUUUUAUGUUUCUUCUUUUUUGCCGUUCUUACAAAAACUGACCAGCAUUGGUGGUCAAUUCUUUAUAUUAUUUUAGGCGUAUUUUAGUGUUUUACACUGUCCUGGCGUUAUAAAUUGAUUUUACAUUUUUGCUUUUAACACAAAGUUUGGCGCGUUUUAGUUAGCUAAAUCUUUUAUUUCGCAUUUUUGGUGUGAUGAGUAACUUAGUCUUUUCCUCGCAGAUAAUUAAAUGUUUAAGAUUUGUUGAAAUAAAAUUUUCUGCUACGUUCUUCAUUGAGUGGUGGUAGGAUAUCAUAAAUUUAGAAAUUAUUUAUCAGUUCAUUGCAUUUUAUAUCUAAAUCUUUAUUAUUGUAUGUAUAGUAGAUCUUGAAUUAUUUUGUUGCCAACUUCGAUUCCAAGACUUUUUGUAGCAACCCGAGACAAAUGAAAUUAUUACUGGUUAUGUGCAGGUUUCUUCUGUUUAUGUUGAAGCUUACUUAACGUCGAGUUCUUGCUUGGUACCGAAAUCGUUGUUGGUUUAGUUGUAUAUAAUUGAAUUGGAUUUAAAUUAUUGCGUUAUCUUAUUAUUCGAUUAAAAAUGUAUAUUUCUAUAUGUAUGUGUUAUAAAAGUUUUAGAAAAACUUUUGCGUAAAAUUUUUUUACUUAAAGUAGCACAAAGGUUUGCCAAAGAGAGUUGACGCUUCCCCCUUGAAACGUUCAGCGACUUUAACGUUCAUUCUUUGUGCUCUCUUAAAGGCUACACCAGAGUUAAAUGAAAAAUUAUUUUUUUGUUUUUAGUAUCUUAUUUAUUGAUGUUUAUAUAAGCAUAUUUUUUUAAUAUAACAUAUCAGCUCUUUAUUAGUGUGGAUUGUGGCUCAUGUUAUCUUCCGGAGCCUAUACUAAUUGCAUUGUUGUCUUAGGCUAAAAGGUUUCACUUCGGAAUUUUUGGUUUGAGUGUUGUGGUCUUGUUCAUUAAUUUAUAAUGGUGGUUAAAAAGGUUCAAUAGCUACAGAUACGAAAAAUAAAAUUUUAAAGAAUCAAUCAACUUGGAUUAAAAUUUCUUUAUAUUUUUCCUCUUUCAAGCUUUUAUUAGGAAUAAGUUUUAUUUUUAUGUAUUAGCAUGUAUUACGCGUUUUUUUAUAAGAAACAAACUCAUUGGUUUAGCCUUAAUAGCCUUGUUAGCUAAUUUACAAGGAUCUUUUCUUGACAAUCUAUGGAAUCUGAAAAUCUAUCUCUACUUUAUUCUCCAAGUAUGCUUUUUACAGCUGUCUGUUUAUAAAAUUACUUUUUUCUUCAGUAUUUCGCGAAUUAGCAAUGUUUCUUGUAAAAAUCUUUCUUGUAAUAGAAAAACGUGUAGCAUAUGGUCUAGUCUCAUUCUCCUGGGUAUACAACUAUGUUAUACGCGAAUUCAUACUUAGAGAGGUUAACCUCUCAAAGUGUUUUCUAUUUUUCGUUUUAGGAAUGUUAAAUUUGUAAAAAGUAGAAUUCUUUACGUAAUAUACUACAUGUUGAGGUGAAAAUAAAUCGCCGACUUUAAAA